Molecule: messenger RNA, 615 nt
Organism: Saccharomyces cerevisiae S288C
Lineage: Eukaryota; Fungi; Ascomycota; Saccharomycetes; Saccharomycetales; Saccharomycetaceae
Gene: PML1
Product: Pml1p
Exons: 1
Coding region: 1-615 (204 amino acids)
Biological process (GO): regulation of gene expression
Cellular component (GO): cytoplasm; nucleus
Source: RefSeq, marked reviewed
AUGUUUCACAGACGCAAAAGACCUUAUAACACCAGAAAUUAUGGCCAUGAUGACAAGAAAUUCAAAUCGCAGUACAUCGAUAUUAUGCCAGACUUCAGCCCUUCCGGUCUGUUAGAGCUGGAGUCGAAUAACAAAGAAGGUAUAGCUUUAAAACAUGUGGAGCCGCAGGACGCUAUUUCUCCAGAUAACUACAUGGAUAUGCUAGGACUGGAGGCGCGAGAUAGGACUAUGUAUGAACUAGUGAUAUACAGAAAGAAUGACAAGGAUAAAGGACCGUGGAAAAGAUACGAUUUGAACGGCAGGAGCUGUUAUUUAGUCGGUCGUGAACUGGGCCACAGUCUGGAUACAGAUCUCGACGAUAGAACGGAGAUCGUUGUCGCAGACAUUGGUAUACCCGAAGAAACAUCCUCAAAGCAGCACUGCGUCAUCCAGUUCAGGAACGUUCGUGGCAUUUUGAAAUGUUAUGUAAUGGAUUUGGAUUCGUCCAAUGGGACAUGUUUGAACAACGUUGUAAUUCCUGGAGCGAGAUAUAUAGAGCUACGAAGUGGUGACGUCCUUACACUUUCAGAAUUUGAAGAAGAUAACGAUUACGAACUCAUCUUCAUGAAUGUAUAA